AUGAGUUCAAGUUCUAAAAGGAUUAAGAACGUCUCCAUAAGUGUACCUGUAUAUUAUGGCAAUCAUGCGGUUAAAUUAGCUCCAGAAAAGAGAACAGAAAAGACGCCUGUAGACCACACUCACGAGUGGACUGUAUUCAUCAAGCCUGCGAUCGAGGGAUUCGAUUUAACUCCUUUAAUCAAGAAAGUGACAUUCAAAUUACACGAAACUUAUGAAUCGCCUGUCAGAACCGUAGAAAGACCUCCCUACCAAGUUACUGAGACUGGUUGGGGUGAGUUCGAAGUGAUCAUAAAAUUGCAUUUCCAUGCUGGAGUAGAAUUAGGAAUAAACGAGAAAAAUUUCCAGAUUUUCCAUGGAUUGAAACUACACCCUUUUAAUCCCCAACACCCACCGAAGCCUAAUGGUGAAGUUCACUCUGUAUUGUACGAUGAGUUGGUCUUCCUGGAACCAACAGAAAAGGUGUUUGAGAUCUUAACCCUGAAGCCUCUGAACUUGUUACCUUAUAAGUUGUCUGAUCCGCUGAAGAGAGACCAAGAAUAUCUUAGGACUGAUGAACUUGACGAAUUAUCGAAAUUGGAUGUGUACAUAGAACAAGUAAAAGCAGAAAUUGAGAACCAGAGGAAUCUUUAUAAGGAUUUGGAACAAGAAAAAUUGGCUUUGUUGCAGUAA
Dujonia railenensis is the source of this 669-nucleotide messenger RNA. The record is from the annotation of a GenBank genome assembly. Lineage: Eukaryota; Fungi; Ascomycota; Pichiomycetes; Serinales; Debaryomycetaceae.